Molecule: messenger RNA, 1557 nt
Organism: Scheffersomyces stipitis CBS 6054
Lineage: Eukaryota; Fungi; Ascomycota; Pichiomycetes; Serinales; Debaryomycetaceae
Gene: EDC3
Product: Edc3p
Exons: 2
Coding region: 1-1557 (518 amino acids)
Biological process (GO): P-body assembly; deadenylation-independent decapping of nuclear-transcribed mRNA
Cellular component (GO): P-body
Molecular function (GO): mRNA binding
Source: RefSeq, a predicted model, not a curated record
AUGACUGAGUUUCUCAACUACAGGGUAGACUUGUUCCUCAAGGACGGCUCGAAGUCGUCGGGAACUAUUUCGGAGGUCAACAGCAACGAAAUCACGUUGUCGAAUGCCUUUCAGUCUUUUAAUCCUAGCAAACAAUUGGCCAACUUGAAUAUCAACAGUUCGCAAAUCGCUGACUUGAAGGUGGUUCAAUUGCCACCGGAUUUCUAUAAAAAGAAGAAGAAUGGCAAUGGAAACCUGAACAAUAAUGGAAACAAUAAUAAUAGCAUCACCACUAGCAGACUGAACACACCCAGAAUGAAAUCAGCUAAGGCUGCUCAAAAUAUUCAUCAUAGCUACCAGUCCUCGGCAGGCUCGAUUGCAGAUCCUGAUUGGGGAACUGGAAGCGAUGUUACCAACAUCAAACAGGAGGAGUUUGAUUUCGCUGCCAAUUUGGCUAUGUUUGACAAGAAGUCAGUAUUUGCUGAUUUCCAGAAGAAGGAUCAUGUCAAUCCGCACGAUAGACUUGUGGGCCACAACAAGGUAGACAAUGUUAACAAAAUCAAGAAAGAAAAGUACGACAACGACGAGAUGGUUCUUGAGGCCAAUAAAAGCGACAACUGGGACAAUAUCGGAAGCGCCUCUAAGCGAAUGCUGUUGGCUGACAGAACAGGAACUAGCUCUGCCAAUAUCUUCAAAGAUGCCCAUUUGGCUUCGACCCAGAACCUCAAACUUGUCCAUGCUGACAACUUGAGCACAAUCCCAUUAGCAUCACCUGUCCAACUUCUAGAGAUCGAGCGUUUGUCCGCGGAAAGUUACGGCAUUUCCCUGGCUGUAAUGGCAGAAGUGUGCGCUACCAACUUAUCUCUGUUGAUAGCCAAGAGUAUUUUGGGGGGAUCCACGAGACUCAGUAAUCGAAAGAACCACAAUUUGCCGCCUUUGGUGCUUUUGUUGAUCGGCAGUGCCCGUUGUGGAAGUAGAGCGUUUGCUACUGGACGUCAUUUAACCAACCAUGGUGUACGAGUCUUGGCGUUUUUGAUCAAUUCUGAUGAUCAGGACAAGGACUUGCUCCAGCAAUGGAAGUUGUUUGAGAACUGUGGUGGCAAAAUUAUCACUUCAAAUGUUCACGAAUUGCUUGAUAUAGUUAACCACCAGUUGGAAACACCUGUAGAGUUGAUCAUUGAUGCCUUACAAGGCUAUGAUGAUCAUUUGGAAGACGUGUUCUUCCAAGAUGAAGAUCAACAGGAAUUGCGCAGUCUUAUGAAAUGGUGUAACGAGCCUCAUCAACAAAACAAGAUCAUGUCGUUUGAUGUUCCGUCGGGCAUUGAUGGUGGUUCAGGGACUCUUCUGGACGACUCGUUAAAGUUGAACAGCAGAUGGUGUGUCUCGAUGGGCUUGCCUAUAACAGGAUUGAUCUUAGCAUACAAAAACGGUCACUUGGACUCUGGUGACGUCCAGCAUUACUUGAUCGACGUAGGUAUACCCAACAAGGUGUACAGCAGCAAGAGCAAUUUGCGAAAAUUUGACAAGUUUUGGUUCUCCGCCGAGUCGAGCAUCCGGUUGGAGUUGUCUAACGAGUAG